AAAACAUCCUCGAAUGAAGCCGCACGGAUAAUUGACCACCACACAAAACACACAUUCGACCAUCGAGCCAGGCUGGUGACAGGUGGCAGGCAGGCGGUUGCUAAGGAUGUUUCCCCGCAAGCUCUUCAGCUCAUCCAGGAACCGCCGAGUGAGCGACCAACUCCUGGAGCCGCACCGCGCUACGUCUCCUGCCGGCUCUGGAAAACGCAGCAAAAGCAUUGACAGCGAUGAAACCCUUCUGCCUGAAGGCAACAAGCCUCCUGAAAACCGGUCGAUGUCCCCCACUCCGUCGAAUCCCCGCAAGGCAGGAGAUAGCCUCGUGACAAUAGCUGGGCUGCCUCGGCGAUCAAAGUCUCCGCGUCCAGACCGAGCCUCGGAUCCGUCGGGUUUUACCUUGCUCCAUUGCCCAGAGGGCCGGCCCGUCGCCGAUAUAAUCUUCAUUCAUGGCUUGGGCGGAUCAAGCAGACUAUCAUGGUCUAAGAACAAGGACCUGGCUUUAUUUUGGCCUCUACAAUGGCUUCCGGCGGAUCCAGACAUGCAUCAGGCUAGGAUCUUCACGUUCGGAUACGAUGCUUUCUUUCUUUCACCGCAGAGCACAACACUGGGAAUAUCUGAUUUUGCGAAGAAUCUGCUCUAUGAUCUGCUAUACGGCCGGGAUUCCCAUGGGCAGGACCUGCGCUUUGGGCAAGUGCCAACUGUGUUUGUAACACAUUCCAUGGGCGGUCUCGUGUUCAAGAAGGCAUAUUUGGAUGCCAAACUGGACCCCCGCUAUGAGGCGAUUGUGGAGUCCAUCAAGGCGGUCAUCUUUCUUGCGACACCCCAUCACGGCGUAGACCUUUCGGAAUUUCUCAACCGUUUGCUCUCGAUCAGCUUCCUCUCUUCGUGGAAGCAAUACGUUGCGGAACUUCACAAACACGGCCCAUUCCUUCGAAUGAUCAAUGACCAAUUCCGCCAUGUUGCAACUCGUCUUCAAAUCUUUUCAUUCUACGAGACUCUUCAGACACAAGUUGGCCCGGCCUCUGUUACAAUACUGGAUAAAGAGUCGGCAAAACUGGGCUACCCGGCCGAGAUUUCCCGUUCGCUGAAUGCGGAUCAUCACAACGUCUGCAAAUUCGACAGCCCCCAAGACCCGAACUAUCUCGUAGUUGUGGGGGCACUGAAGGCUCUGAUAUUAUCCUUUUCAGAUUCCGAAGCAACUGAGAAAGAAAUCGGAAAACUCCAAGGACUCUUGUCACUUUCUGGCGACGUGGACCACGACCUCAGUCACUUCUGGGGUCGCAGAGCCGAAGGGACAUGUGAAUGGGUUCUCACAGAACCUGCUGUCGCCAAAUGGACGUCGUCCCCUUCAACAUCUGAGAUCCUAUGGGUCCAUGGUAGACCCGCUCGCGGGAAGUCGGUCUUGUCCUCCUUCCUCGUUCAUCGGCUCCGAGAUCAAGGGGCUCUCGUUCAACAUUUCUUCUUCAGGACUGGUGACGAGACAAAACGCUCUAUCGGAGGUCUCCUGAGGUCCCUAGCAUUCCAGACCGCGCUGAAAAUUCCAUCCUACCGACGGGCCCUUGCCAGCCUGGCCAGCGGAGGGGGAUACAGGCCAAAAGAGGCGGAUUGGAAACUGACGUGGAAGAGAUUGUUUGCGGACUUGCUAUUCCAGAUCGAGUUCCACGCACCGCUGUACUGGAUAAUCGACGGCGUGGACGAGUCUGGUUCUCCACAGCACAUCUUUGAGUUGCUGGCCGAGAUAAACAAGUCAUCAACACCCAUCCGCGUUCUCCUCACCAGCAGGUGGAACCCAGCUCUCGCAUCUACCUUCCAGAGGGUCUCCUCUAAGGUCCCUGCCACUGCUUUGUCCAUUGAUAAUGACACAACGGACAUCCGGAUUUACGCGGAGGAAGAGCUCAGCUAUCUCAUGUGGAACUCUUCGAUCAAGGGCGAACUCAUAUUGGAAGAAGUUAAGGAUUGCCACACCGAGGUCGACUUGAGAGAAAGGCUUAGUGAGCUCCCAGCGGGGAUGGAGUCACUUUACGGGCACAUGGAAGAGACUAUUCGCCGCAUCAGGAGACCCAGUGACCAAAAUCUCGCCCGUCAAUUACUACUCUGGGCCAUCUACGCGAGGCGGUCCAUCGCCAUCGAUGAGCUCUCUGCGAUUUUGAAGCCCGAAUUCGGCCACUUGCUAGACUUGUCGACCACCAUCAACAGACUCUGCGGUCAGUUCAUCGUGUUGGAAGGCAACAACCGCGUCGCGUUGCUGCACCAGACAGCCCGAGAAUACUUGACAAGCACCUCGACCUUGCCGUUCUCGCUCGACGCCUCCGAUGCGCAUGACGAGCUAUUCAAGCAGUCAAUAAACGCCUUCUUAGACAAGGGCCUCCGUUCUAUGCUGCAAAUCGAGCCCCCAAGUAUUUUGGAGUAUCGGGCAAGGUCAUGGACCCACCACCUUGGUGCCCUCAAGAACUCUGAGGAAUCCGACGACAGAUUGGACAUUCUGAUCAGGUUCUUCUCCCAGCAAUCUGUUCUCCUCUGGAUACAGGUGCUGGCCUCCGUUGGCCAGCUGAAGGUCCUGAUCGAAGCUUCGCACACACUCCAUUCUUUCGUCCAGCGGAAGAGGAGGACGGAUGCGGCACGCGAGCCUUCACUUCGACGGUUCGAAGACCUGGAAAUCCUCGAAGCCUGGUCACGCGACCUGUUGAAAAUUCCCGGGAAAUUUGGCAGUACCCUCUCCCGGGAUCCCACCUCUAUCUUCACCUCCAUUGCACCGUUCUGCCCCCAGAGCUCCGCUAUCUACAAGACGUUCAGCCAACUUUCCUCAUCCACUGUUCGGGUCACGGGAGUUUCGGAGGACUGGGACGAUCGUCUUGCUCGAGUAUCAAUUGGUACUGAAAACCAGGUCUCUCUAAUCGCCUGUUCUGGUCGUCAUCUGGCCGUGGUCAACAAUUUUGGGGCAAUAACAAUAUGGGACAGCGCCACGUUUCACCAAGUGCAGCUAUUGGAGCAUGGUGAACCCAUAUCUUCCAUCUGCUUCAACUCGAAGGGGGAUUGCCUUGCAACUUACGGGUUCCGCACAACCAAGAUCUGGAGCUCCCAGUCGGGACAAAUUAUUAGGUCUAUCGAGAAUCCUUCAGAAACUAGAGCCCUCUGCCUAUCCUUUGUCGAUCGAGACAUGGCCUUGAUCAUGGGCUCCGACCGUCGAUGUGUCAUGAGGGUCUCGGUGGAGAAUGGGCAUGGGAGCUGGGAGCUGGUCGACGCGGCGGUCUUGACCGAGGUCGAGUCACUAGAAGGCACUUACUUGAAUUCACCUACCGCGCUGGCGAUUAGUCCCGACGGAAAUAAGAUCGCUGCUACCUUCAGGAGGUUCCCCUUGACAGUCUGGUCACUUAGCCCCCCUGUCAGGGUUUUCAGGCGACUGAACCGAGGCCAUACGCAAGACCGGAACCCGAAUGCACUACCUUUCGCAAGUCGGAUCUCAUGGCACCCCAAUAGCGAUGAACUUCUUGGCAUCUUUCUCGAUGGAUAUUCUUUCCGGAUCAAUAUCCUUGAUGGCACAUACCAGGAGCAGCCACCCGAUCCUGGGCAAAUGCCCGCAGAUAUCCAUUGCAGCCCGGAUGGAACGGUAUUUGCGAUCCAAGGCAUGCAUGGGACUAUCAAGUUGUACGACUAUCAGACGUGGACCCUCAUCUACCAGCUCUCCUCGGAAGAUAUGAUCACAGCCUUUUGCUUCAGCCAGGAUGGGCGGAGGUUCUACGAUAUACGUGGGAGUUGCUGCAAUAUCUGGGAACCUAACAGCCUCAUAAGACUCUCCCUCAUCGAUGACCAGGCUGCGAACAGCAGCCAAGCACCCGACGAAAGUGUGGGGCGGUCAAACAUGGCCUCAGAAUCCUUUGCGAAUGAUCCGUCGCCAAUCGUUUUGGCUUCUCCGAUGCCUCGUGGAUCGUUGGUUUGUCUCGGUGACGAAGAAGGGCUUGUCGAGCUCGUCGACUACAGCACCGAUAAAAGGAUCCACGUUUCACAGACAGCUACCAGACUCGGAAUUGAGCAUCUUUCCUGGAGCGACGAUGGGGUGCAUUUUUGCUAUUCCGAGAUUGGCGGUCGAAUUUCCCUGAUCGAGGUGCAGCCGACGGGAACCGGAUGGAAACAGCGCCGCAUCGCGAGAUUCAAGCCCGGGUUGGAUGGUGGCAGAAUCACUCAAUUGCUUCUGUCCUCGGAUUCGAAGACUCUUCUUGUGGCUUCCAAGGAAUCCGCGCAACUUUGGGCUUUGAGCCCGGUUUCGUUACAGCAGCAGCACAAUUGCCCCAUAACCUCCCCGAAAUGGGUAGCCCAUCCCGUUUCCAAGGAACAUGUCAUCUCAGCCACGCCAGGUAGGCUCAUCCUACACCAAUGGGCGGACCUGAAGGAGGUAAUGAGCUGGGAUAUAUUGGAUCCCGAGACCGAGUGCCCACCUGCAGUCACGCGACCAGCCCUCUCGCAGGACCUGGCCGAGGAUAGCACCUCUCACCCCGGAAACAUCGAGGAGAUGGUAGAGCGCAUAACGAAGACUCACUACCAGGGCCAUAUAAUAGUGACCAUCGCUCGUCGGACACGCUCACGCAAACUGCGACCAAGAUAUUUGAUCUUUGAGGAUGUGCCGGUGAAUUCCCACAUGACCACUGAGAAAAGUUAUCUCACGCCCCUGUGUAUCCCAGAGGACGUUGCCAAAGAGACCGAGAGCCCGCUCGACAUCCUCAAGGGAGAGAGGUUAAUAUACAUUGACCGGUCCUUCGGAGUGUGUGCGUGGCCUCUGAGGUCUUCUCGAGGGGUUGGCGACGUGCAGCGGUACUUUUUCAUCCCCAGAGACUGGUUGCCGGAUCAGGACAUCGGACUUCUCCACAUCACUUCCUCGGGUUCUAUCCUGUGUCCUCGCAAGGGAAGUAUCACGGUAAUAGAGACCUCGAUCGGGUCCGCCUGGUGAACAAAACCACAUAGACUCGUGCUUCGUCCUGUUUUCUGUCAGGGGGAGGGGGUGUGGCUGCUGACUGUGUAUAUACUUAGACAUAGGAAUAAAACUAGGAUAUCAAGUAAAGGGAAUCAUUUUCGUGUAUCCCAUGAUUGACAACAGCGCUGAUGGCCGAAGACUCGAGUCCCUGUUUUAGCAGUCAAAUAACAAUGUUCUAUCAACCCUCUGAUC
Messenger RNA from Phialemonium atrogriseum, 5155 nucleotides. RefSeq lists its product as uncharacterized. NCBI's taxonomy places the organism in Eukaryota, Fungi, Ascomycota, Sordariomycetes, Cephalothecales, Cephalothecaceae. Gene Ontology annotation, molecular function: protein binding. The record is from RefSeq and is a predicted model, not a curated record. The coding region runs from base 107 to 4939 and encodes 1610 amino acids. The transcript has 7 exons.